AUGAAGGACGAAGAGGCGUCGACCGAGGCCGCCGCUAGUUUCUGGACCCAGGUGGACCCCGUGGAUGAUAACAGUUUGGCCGAUCUGCUCACGAAUGCCGAGACUAUGGUGAAAGCUCAGCAGAGGCAGCCGCCGAAAUGUGGGACGCGUCAGAAGAAGAAGGACAGCAAGGAAAAAGGGAGUGGCCUCAAGACUGGGAGAAAGGGAAAGACUGAGCGAAGCGGAGGGAAAGAGAUGGACAAAAAGGUCUCGUUCCGCCACAGAAAGAAGACGGUAAUGAAAGCCAGGGAGGAUGCCUUGGCCUGUUGCGUCUUGCUUACCCGUUUGGAGGAAAAAGGAGCCGUUGUUAAAGAGAAAAAUGCACCAAAGGUUCGGAAGCAAAAGAGUAUAAAAGUACAAAAGGGGCAGAGCGCCGUUCGAGCAGUGACCAAAUCCGAAGCCACCGAAGCUACCGCAGCCUCUCAGCAAACACUGGAACCAAAAAGCAACCGGGCCGGCGCCUCACUCGUGCUGCCGUCGUCCGUCACUGUGCCCAGGAGGAGGAGGAUGGCCUCUCUCAACGCCGAGGCCGUCAACAGCCUGCUGCUCUACAGAAACCGCUCCCUCAUGACUAGCCUCACAAAGAAGUGGCAUCCUCCCGGUGACGAUCCGAAGGGAGAUCUCCCCGACACCAAAAAGGGCUCAGCGGGAGGAAGCGCAGCCCCGCCAGAAAGGCCCAAAAAGAAGAAGCCGGACAUCGACUGGCUGAGCCUGCUGGCUCCGACCCCGCGGCGCCAGGCCGGCCUCACGGCUGCCGCGCUGCUCCGGCUGACCAGCGCCCAGUACGGAGGCAAACGGCAGAAAAAGACGGAGUCCAGGCCGGGGAACGGAGGCCGAGAGGCAGCCGCCCCGGACGACGGCAUCGGGGGCGAGCGGGAACAUGAGGGAGCCAAGACCAAAAACGGGACGCGUCCAAAACCAGGAGAGCAGCUCAGGCACAAAAAGGGAAGCGAAGAGCCAGAUCCCUCCCAGAUGAGCUGCGCCGUCCAGGGCUGCUGCGCUCCCUGCAAGGCGGAGGCCCCGGACCCCGACCGGAAGGGUCCGGCGGGGGGGCAGGGCCGUUUCAAGCGCGCCUUUCACUGCACCUCCCCUCUGGGGUUUUCCCUAAAAACAAUCAAGGAGGAGCAGGUGGAGGCGGAAGUGUCGUCCUGCUGCUGCUGCUGCUCCCAGGAGAGGUGUGUGGAGUACUGCCACAGACUGGCCCUCUUCCUGGAGGACAAGACCUGCAAGGAACCCGAGGACGGCUCUCAGUCCGAGGUGUUCCACCACCACCACCACCACCAUCACCACCACCACCACCACCACCAUCUGCAGCCCCCCCAUUCCGUGGCCCACUCGGCAGCCAUAGCCAUCAGCCCGCACACAUACACCUGCUUCCCCGGCUAUUACGUCCACUUCGGCCACCCAGAGAGCGGCCCCUCUCCCAUCCCGCCCCCCCUCGCUUUAUGCCCAAGGACCAGCAAGAGGCCCAAGCUGCUCCCCAGCACAGGCCCACCACCCUCAGGUAUUAGUCACCCGGUGUACUGCUGCACCUCCGUGGAGGCGUGCUAUGGAGAGCCCUGCAGGAUCAAGGGCUACUCUGCCUAUUCCAGUGUGAUUCCAGCCCUCAGAGGAGGGUGCCCCUUCAGCCCCACCGACUGCAGCACAUGCACGCCGGGCGUCAAAAGAGAUGAAUACCCAUCAACCCUCAAUGACCACCACAGCCCCUCCUCCAUUCCCAUUUGUCCAGCCCCCAGAAUCCUCACGGGCUGCCCCGUUUCCACUGUGCCUCCGGCCGGCCAAUCGGUGCCCCACAUUCAGACUCCGCUGUCCGACCCCAACCAGCCCCAGCCUCCGCCGCAGGUUGCGAAAGAGUGCCCGCAGAGUGCCAAGCCGCCCAGCGGGUCGCGGUCUGGUGCACGAGAGGGCUCCACCGGCUCCCCCCUGAGCAGAGACAAGAAGCAGAAGCUGAGCCUCGUGAGCGCCGGGGGCCACGGCGUUGCCAAGCAGCCAAAGAACAGCCGCCAGAAAUCCACCAACGGCUGGAGGCCAGUGGGCCUGCCCUUUGAGAAGGAGGUUUUCAUUGUGGGGGAGGAGAGCCCGGCGCCAAGGAAGUGUUACGAGGGAAUCCGCAGAGACGGCGACCUGAUUCGGGUCAGAGACACAGUCCUGUUGAAGUCCGGACCCAGAAAAAAGUCUCUGCCUUACGUGGCCAAGGUCUCGGCUCUGUGGGAGGACGUGGAGUCAGGAGAGCUGAUGAUGAGUUUGUUUUGGUACUACCGUCCAGAACACACACAGGGGGGUCGCAACCCCAGAGUGCAUUGCGAGAAUGAGAUCUUCGCAUCUCGUCACCAGGACGUGAACAGCGUGGCCUGUAUUGAAGACAAAUGCUAUGUCCUAACGCUGGCACAGUAUUGUCGAUUUUGUGCCUUGGUGAAGCGCUGUAGGGAGGGUGUGUGCGACAGUGCUGCCUCCCUGGUGGUGCCACCCGUCGUUGGCAGCACCAUGCCCACCCACCACUGUGUGCCCCCCGACGUGGACCCCGAGCUGGUGUACUUCUGUCGACACGUCUACGACUUCCGCUACGGACGCCUCCUGAAGAACCUGCAGUAG
Menidia menidia (Atlantic silverside) is the source of this 2631-nucleotide messenger RNA. Lineage: Eukaryota; Metazoa; Chordata; Actinopteri; Atheriniformes; Atherinopsidae. The record is from the annotation of a GenBank genome assembly.